This is a messenger RNA of Tripterygium wilfordii, 2152 nucleotides long. Its product is annotated as RING finger and transmembrane domain-containing protein 2-like. The record is from RefSeq and is a predicted model, not a curated record. The transcript has 9 exons. The coding region runs from base 383 to 1819 and encodes 478 amino acids. Gene Ontology annotation, molecular function: ubiquitin protein ligase activity. NCBI's taxonomy places the organism in Eukaryota, Viridiplantae, Streptophyta, Magnoliopsida, Celastrales, Celastraceae. Gene Ontology annotation, biological process: positive regulation of ERAD pathway.
GAAGAUAAUCCAAGGAAAGCGGGGUGCAGGGUCUCUUUCUCGCGCUGUCUGGCAUUGCCGAAGCCGAAGCGCGAUAGAGCGAGAAACAAAAUUAUAAUCUAAAUCUCGUCAUCUGGCGCAGUUCAACGUUGACGCGUUUUCUUUUAUAAAUUAUUCACCAGCUCCGAUUUGUUAUUGAAGUUUGGUAGAUUUGGAAAUGGCAAUCGCUCUCUGAUCAUUUUCUCUCUUUGACUUUUCUCUUCUUCCCAUUCUAGGGUUUCGGUUUUUCCACCCUACACUUCUCGAUUCCCUCUGCUUGGCCUUCUUUCUUUCAAUUCCGGUGGUCCUCGACGGAGUUUUGCUCUCGAAGAUAUAGUGAUUGAUAGGAGUGGAGAUACGCUGGAUGGUUAGGGUUCGGGCAUCGAAUUUGACUACGCAAAUGGAGGCGUCCGGCAGCAAUUCCGAGGCGUACAGGAGUUCUUCACCUGUGAAUAGUGGUCAUUCUAGAAGAUACGGGAUCUUGUCUGCUUCCAACAUCAUCCAGGCUCCGAUUUCGACGUUGUUAGAGUAUUCCGGUCUUCUACGGACGGCCAGGUCGUCUCAUCAAGAAUCGGAGUCGUUAAUAAAUCAAAUCCAUAACAAUCGUGCGGAUGACUCUGGUACCUCCUCACCAGUGGCUGCCAACAAUGGCGAGGUUGCAAUUAGGAUCAUCGGCGCUGAUGAGAAUGAGAACGAUAGGGAGGGGUCCGGGCUGGUUGUUGAGCAAGUUAGGGAAGGAGUCAACGGUCAAGCAGAGGUGUCUCUUCAGCCAAUCGCGUCAAAUAUACAACUGGAAGGGGUGGGAGAUGACAGGGGUGAUCGUGAGGCGGGCGAUGGAGUUUCACAGCCUGGGAGUGCUAGUGGUGAUGGGGAAGCUGGUGAAGGGGUUGGGGCGAACGGCAGGGAUUCUUCAUACCAGAGAUAUGAUAUUCAGCAAGCUGCAAGAUGCAUUGAGCAAAUACUACCGUUCUCUUUACUUCUCUUGGUUGUGUUCAUUCGCCAGCAUUUGCAAGGGUUCUUUGUUACAAUUUGGAUUGCUGCGGUCCUAUUCAAAUCAAAUGACAUUUUACGGAAACAAACUGCUUUGAAGGGAGAAAGAAAGAGUUCUGUUCUUAUUGGAAUUGCUCUUGCAUUCAAUGUACAUGUUGUUUGCGUUUACUGGUGGUAUCGGGAUGACGAUCUUUUGUACCCAUUGGUCAUGCUUCCUCCCAGAUCUAUCCCACCUUUUUGGCAUGCUAUUUUCGUUAUUAUGGUGAAUGAUACCUUGGUGCGCCAGGCGGCAAUGAUUCUCAAGUGCAUUUUAUUGAUUUAUUACAAAAACAGUAGGGGCAGAAACUACCGUAAGCAGGGCCAAAUGUUAACUUUGGUUGAGUAUCUGAUGUUGCUGUACCGAGCCUUAUUGCCGACACCAGUCUGGUAUCGUUUCUUCUUGAAUAAAGACUAUGGAAGCCUUUUCUCAUCUCUAAUGACUGGGUUAUAUUUGACUUUCAAGCUGACUUCUGUGGUAGAGAAGGUGCAAUCUUUCUUUACUGCUUUGAAAGCACUUUCCCGUAAGGAGGUGCAUUACGGAGCUUAUGCAACAACAGAGCAGGUCAAUGCAGCUGGAGAUUUGUGUGCUAUAUGUCAAGAGAAGAUGCAUGCUCCUGUUCUGCUUCGUUGUAAACACAUCUUUUGUGAAGAUUGUGUAUCAGAAUGGUUUGAACGGGAGAGGACAUGCCCCUUGUGCAGGGCCUUGGUCAAACCAGCGGAUCUCAGGUCAUUUAGCGAUGGUUCAACCAGUUUGUUUUUCCAGGUAUUCUAAAGAGUCUAUUGUAAAGAAAACGCGGACUUUAACUGCUCUGAACCACUUAAAUCACUUGUUCAGAGGGCCGCUUGUUGAUCACUCCAUCUGCACAGGUAUAUUUGACUCUAUUUUUUUCCACCUUGUUUAUUAACUACAAAAUCAAAGACAGUCGAAUCGGAAUUGAGUACUGGGAAAAGGUUGAAUGUAUCUAUUGAAGCCCUUAAGAUGUAAUGGAGUUUCUUCAACAUGACACAGCCAUAUUAAUUUGAUCGUAGUGUUUUUUUCCCAAUAUAAUUGUAAAAUUCUAUUUUGACACGUGUUUACUGUGAAAGAAUUUAAUUUUGAGCUUGA